Molecule: messenger RNA, 6671 nt
Organism: Colossoma macropomum (tambaqui)
Lineage: Eukaryota; Metazoa; Chordata; Actinopteri; Characiformes; Serrasalmidae
Exons: 3
Coding region: 734-2578 (614 amino acids)
Biological process (GO): regulation of transcription by RNA polymerase II
Cellular component (GO): nucleus
Molecular function (GO): DNA-binding transcription factor activity, RNA polymerase II-specific; RNA polymerase II transcription regulatory region sequence-specific DNA binding
Source: RefSeq, a predicted model, not a curated record
GGGGCUGACUAGCGGGUGUAGCGGGUGGUUGGAAGACGCGUUAGGAUUUACUGCUUUCACUUCCUCCACUGUUUUUAUAAAUUUGUGUUACCUACAGCGAUUGGAAGGGCGUUUGUGGUGGCAUGUGAACGGGAACCGUCCGACGAGGUGCAACAACACUGAAACCAAGGAGAAUAAAGCGCUGAAAACGCCAAGGAUCCACGCGAAAUCUUCAGGAAGAUCUAUUGUGUGUCUUGAUGUCAGUCAACUAAGUGGAUCAAACUUCAGUACAAAAAAUCAGAGAAAUUAUGCUGACAUUGUAACUGAAGACAAGAAGCUGGAGAAAGGAGGCCCUACCUUGUAUGGUUUGGGUCCAUUAUUUUAUGCACAGAUUCCAUCUUUUUCAUCUGCACUUCGGGGAUUAAAGACACUUGACAUGCUUUCUUCCCAGUUUCAUUUUAGUGGAUUGAGUUGACAAAGAGAAGAACCUCUGGCAACUGAAAAUAAUCAUGGAACAGAUUAUUUUACAAAGAAUCAAAUGAAAGGGUUAGAUGUUGAAAGGAUUUGCAUAUGUACAAAUUAUGUUUGUCAAAUUUUGCAUUCAGGAGGAAAUCACUUGCUGCAGUAUUUCCCAUAAUCAAUGUUUUUCCCCUCACCUGAUUUUAUUUAAUUAUCCUCUAGUGUAGUAGUCUAUCUAUCAGUUUCCUAGUUAGAAAUUCAAUUUGCAUUCUGAGCAAGCUUUUGGUCAGUGGACAUGGCGUACCCUUUACUUGAUUUUUCUUCCCAACCCUCAACUGGGGAUGAUUUUAUCUGCACAGAAUGUGGUGAAGGAUUUGGUCAGUAUCCAAAACUGAUCAAUCACAUGGCUAUUCAUGGACCCAUUGACCCUUUAUCUUCAAAUGAUGAAAGUGGCGUUAAGGGUUGUGAUACACCCAUCGAAUUUGCCCUCCAUGAAAAUGGAACACUUACAGUAGUUGAUAAAUCUGCAGUAUCUAACUUCUCAUUCUUAUUUGGAAAACCCACAUCAAACUCAUCAUGGAAUCAGACACCUUUUCAAGAAUCGUUGCCUUCAAACAAAAUGACAGAAAGGGAGCAUACUCAGUGUAGAUGUGAAAGAUGUGGUCAAGUGUUCAGGAGCCAGAGAAGUUUACAGCAGCAUCAGCGAUACCGCCCCCUUGAGCAAGGUUUCAAAUGUACCCUAUGCUGCAAGGUUUUUUAUGAUCGAGAGAGUCUUCGGGGCCACCUUCAGAGCCAUGAUCAUGAACGUUUUUACAGCUGUGGACACUGCGGAAAACGAUUCUUAAAACAAGAGACUUUGUUCUUGCACCAAAAAGAAUGGCACAAGUCUCUUGGAUCCAAGAGUUCAAGUAAAUUUGAAGACGACCGUGAAAAUGGUAUGGAUAAAUCUUACCCUUGCAAGAUUUGCGGCUUGCGUUUCUUUUGGUUGUCCGACUUGCAGAGCCAUCUAAUUAAUCAUUCUCAUGUGAACAAAUCAACUACUGAUGCCAAACAAAAAGAGAACUUGCAGGACCAGGAGGAAAGUAGCCAUAAGAAAAAUGUCUUGCCCUCUGCUGAUGAUUCUGUUGAUCGCUCAUAUCGCUGUGGCUUGUGCGGGGGACGUUUCAAUUCCUUGUCAGAUUUGAAAGCACAUCAUGCUUCGGAACAUCCAGAUGAGGAGCGUGAUGAGGACUCUUCUGAAUCAGCGUCUCAGAUUAAACGACAGCCUGUUAACUAUUUUGGUAUAAUGCGUCAAAUGGUUUCAAAGCACCAAAUGCAACGCAUGGAUCCGUUGAGGUCAAGAAUGAGAGGUAGACCUAGAGGAGGUGCUAACAGAAGUCUCAACUCUAAAGUGUUCCCUUGCAAACAAUGCCAUCGUGUAUUUGUUCACUCUAGCAGUCUAUCUCGCCACAUGCGUUACCAUAAGGGUACUCUUCAUACAUGUGUUUAUUGUGGCAGACACUUUCCACAAAGAUGCGAUGUCACAAGGCAUGUUGCUAUGUAUCAUAGUUCAGAUGUAAAGGUCAAAGUUGAAAGUGAACUUUUGGACGGCGAAGAUGAAAAUGGUAUGCAAGAGUUAUCAAAAAGGCAGACAAGCAACGAUUCUGAUGAUCAUGAGAAUCAGGAAAAUGAAGACCAGCAGUCACCAAAGCCAACAGAUACGGAGAAGUCACAAGAUACUCAAGAGGUGUCUCCUGUCAAGCCACGGAUGACCUACAAAUGCAAAGAAUGUGGUAGAGUUUUUGGGCUGCUGAGUGUAUAUCAGCGACAUGUGCGUUAUCACAGAAGAGACCCUUCCCGAGUACUGCUAAGCUGUCCUCGUUGUCCAUGUCGCUUUACUUUCCGCUCUGCUCUUGAUCGCCACCUAGAGAAUCAUGAUAAGGAAGGAUCUGAGAAAAGUGGUAAGGAAGGAUCUCCAACUCCAGAGGCUCAUACAGAUUAUUUAGAAAAUGAAGAUGAAGAUUUAGGUUUUGAAAGGAGUGAGUCAGAAGUAAAGUCAAAAGAGAAUACAGCAACAGAUGUGUUGUAUGAAUGCACUGAAUGUACCCAGACAUUCUCGGACCUGCAGAAGUUCCUUCAACAUCAAAGUGCACAUGGUUGAAAAAAUGUCUAAUCGGAUAUGAUACCAGGGAUCUGAUAGUAAUACAAUGUCAGUGAAGACAAAUGCAUUCCAUAUGUUGAAUUGUGAGAGCAAAUCGAGCACUACCUGAUCUUAUCCGAUUUUUUUAUGUAUGUACAUUUUUUUCUACUGCUGAAUUUGUUUCUUGAUUUGUAAUAGCACCAGGUUGACAUGCCUUCCUGUACUUUCUCCUCUUGAAUAAUAGCAUAUUGCUAAGAUGUCGUGUGGAAUCUUCAAGAAUGCUCUAAUAGGUACCUCAAGGUGUUUUAAGUCAUUAUUUCUCAUUAUGCAAAUUGUUGACUGUCAAAUUUUGUCAUCUUUGUAUUUCCCUUUUUGCUCAUUAACUGUGGAACAGGCAAAUAUUGUACUGUACAGAGUCUUAGAACAUCUCAUAACUGCCUUCCGAGUGUAUUUCCAGUCGAUGGCAUCAGAGAGCAUAAUUGACAUAAUAAACCAUAUUUCGAGGCAAGCCCAGUUACUGACCUUGACUUCAGCAAGUCUUAUCUGGGUUUAUCUUGAUCGAUUUGAAGUUGCACCCCUAGUGGGAACUAGAUUUAGGCACAUAGCAUUGAAUGGUGAGUGAGAUUUUAUAACUUCGGAGUAUGUGAGUGUUGGUCUACUUUGCAUGGAUUUGUCUGGGGCUGUUAGUAUUUGAUGUUUGAGGGUACAGGGGUCAUACAAAUAAGUGCUGUGAUGUCUGAACAUCAAUAAAAAACAAGUUUUCAGUAAAAAAAAAUCUUGAAAAAAACGCUAUGCAUGAUAUGAAACUGCUGUCUUUUUUGUUUUAUAUGUUUUGUUUACCUACACAUACAUCUUAAGCUGUGUCACAACUCUUAUUUAGUUUUGAGCUUCCAUGCUUCCCAACACAGAUUGCCUGUAAAUCAACAUUCUAAACCAGAACUGUGGUCCUGAUGGGCCAGAUUCCUGUAGUUUGGCGAUUUUCUUGCUCAAGCACAGCUGGUUCAACUUAUCCGUUAAUUGCCUGGUUACUUGAUGUGCUAGAGCAGGGAUAUCGCCAAUUUGUGCUAGACUCUGGCCCUCAGUUCCCCACCUCUGGUCUGAACAGUCCUUCGUUUGUCUUUUUCAACAGGUUUUCUUGCACAUCCAAAAGACCAAAAAAAUUCUAACACUAUAACUGUCACUCAGAAACAACUCUCCAAUAAAGAGUCCUUUUUGGUGCAGCAUUUGGUUUAGUCAUAGUGUUGCAAAAAAAGCACAGAUCAUUUGAAACAGUGCAGUCCAGAGUGUAGUAGUUUUAGAUCAGCAGUUCUCAGACUGGUCCACAGGGACCCCUGGAAAGUCCACCAUUUUGUUUUAUUUCUCUGUUUCAAGUUAUGUUGAAACAAAAAUCUGGACUGUCUGGGGGUCACUGAGGACCGGUUUAAGAAGAUUUAAAGAGCAAGGCUACCAGUUGCCUGCUUCAAGGUUUGUUUCAACCCAGAGCAUAACAGUCCCGUCUUUGUUUUAGUUCUGAGGCUUGGGUCUACUGGACUGGCUCCUAGAGAGCUAAACAAAAUGCAUAGCCUACGUACUCUAUCGUUCAAUUGUUCAUGUACAAAGUACUUGAAUCCCAGGCUUUACCUACUAUAGGCCCUGUCCACACUUGAUAUUAGCAUUUGUCUUGAGUGAUGGGAUCCGGAGUGGACAGCAAGACCUGACAUUUCCAUGUGUUUACACUACAAAUUGUGGUCAUAUGCACCCUGACCACCCUCAGUGAGAAUUGGAACCCCCAUGUUAAUGCAAAGCGUAAAUGGGGCCAUCACCCAAUUUUUUCCUCAUCAAACAGAUAGGGUCACGGGGUUUCCGAUGUUCGUUAAAUUGAUUGGUUGCCAAAAAAGGCUUAAAACUUAAUUCAGACCACAGGUAGCAACCAUGCCGAUCCUGCACCGCACUUUGAAAAAGACUCCUGUGUUAAUCAGUGUUGCGGUUUGUGGUGGACACGCAGCAAGCAGGCACAAGAAGGGUGGUUUCAUGUCUGUUUUUUGCCACUUGCUGCAAGCUGGAUGCUAGUGGUUCUAGCUAUAUAAUACUACGAAAUGCAACAUGUUGCAUUGUGCAUUCAUGUUAUACAGAUAAAGCUGUUGUGGUCCAUAAUCAAAGCAGCACAUAUAUUUCAACAUGUUAUCCUACUGCAGCAGCAGUGCCCUUGGAGGGCCGUGUAGGCCAGGCUAGCGAUAGUCAUGACAAGUGCCCCCUCCCAAAGUCAACAACCAAUAAUAAAGUUUAUUUUAGGGGAACGUUUCAAUCAGGGGACAUUGUCUACAAAUAUAGACAAGUAUACCCAUGUCCCCAGGGUAAGAACAGGUUAUGAGCAGAAUAUGAGUUCUUGUAAUCAAAUAGUCCAACAUAAAUUAUUACUACAGUGGUCUAGCACUUCCGCUCAGUGUGACUUUUGCCAUCUGGUAUUGAUAUUUUAAAAAGUUACUAAUUGACAAUUUAUAAGUCACCAAUUAGCUGGCGAGAUGUACCAGCACUACCAUUCUGUUAGUAUUGUGGUCAGCCACCAGUAGCCAUUUGAGCACAAGUUAGCCAUCUCAAUUUUCCUCAAACUUUAUCCUGCACAGCAUGUGUAUGGGUAGUGUACCCAAAGCAUUUCUCAAGUAUACUAACUUUUGGAUUUGUAACUAAACAUGCUCUUUAGUGAUUUUAGGACAUUCUUAUCUGGCCUUCAUUGGAAAAUGUUUUCUGGGCUAUGGAACAGCUUUGUGCCAUCAUGCUAAACUCACCAUGUGUGCAGUAUCCUUGGGAUUUAUGGACAUCAGCAGAUAGGAAUGUAGUUAUACAGCAAUCUGUGUCCAAAACCACAGCCUAUGUUUGUCAACACCAUGGUUUAGAGUUAAGGCAAUACUUGCUUUGCGCUUGGACUGCUUUGUGAAUUCUGGCCACAAGUUUUUUACUACAAGAUUGCCAAUGUUCUGUUCUGUUUUUUUCUGUGCUUUUAUUUAAUGGAUCCUGAAACACGACCAGAAGAAUUCUUGUGUUAUACAGUUACACACUCAUGUGAAGUGUACUUAUUUUAUGAUCUAGAAAGGACAACCAGAGACAAAAUGUUUUGGUAGCGAGUGCCUUAAAAACAAUUACAUAAGUUUGCAGUGAAUAAAAUCUCUAAAAUGAAAGGUAAAGAUAGCUUAACUAACACAAAUAUACCAUAUUCCUCUAAGCUUUGUGUUUACAAAUGUAUAUGUUUGUUGAGAAUGGAAACAGUGUGACAUUACUUAAAGCCAUUGGUACAUGACAGUGUACUAGCCAACCUCUGUACAACAGCACCUGAUUUCACCGAUUAACUUUUCUUCAUACCAAAGGGGUACAGUGGUACAUGAGCACAGUCUUUCAGUAGAUUCAGUCAAGUACCCAUUGUUAAAAGUUAAUUGUAGACAAAGAGUAAUCUGGUAAUUUAGGGUGCCUUGACAGUCAAGUAUUUAACAAGUCACCUAUGGCGGAACUUAGUAGCAAUCUUUAUGCGAGUCUUUCACUAUUACAUCCUGUGUUCCAGAGUCCAUUACCUUUGGUUCACAGUCUUUCUGGGGCAACUACUCAUACUCCAGAUUCCCACACCCCAUAGGCAUGAUCAGACCACUUUGCUCUCAGAAUUCGGUUUGGGCAUACGAUGUAAAGCCUUAUCCAAUUGUUCACUUAAUCCUAUUGUAUCGUUUCCUCUUGUUGGCAAAGAACUGUUUGGGAUCAAUCCAAUUCUGUGAGUUAAGCUGUCCUUGGUUCUAGCCUUGUAUAUUUAAGAAGUUGACCUUUGUUCUCAAAAUGUGUUCUCAACCAGUGAUAAUCUGCUAUAACAGCUAUUGAUUUGAAUUGUUGCUAAUUGGCAAAACACACUAACACUAUACUAUUAUAAAAGUUAUAGAAAAAUAAAUCCAGAGCAUUGUAAUCCAAUCCAGUCCUCCUGGCUUCUAAUGUACAUGACAAGCAGUCAAGAACACUAAGAACCUAAGCAAUAGGGUCUGUGGUUGCUUAUGGUUAGAUUGGGAAACUCAGGGCCUGUUCCAAAUGGCACCCUAAGCCAGGGGCACCUAAUGCAUGUUAGACUAGAAGAAUUAACUGCACUGCUGCUGCACUGCUUGCA